Messenger RNA from Ostrea edulis (European flat oyster), 5662 nucleotides. RefSeq lists its product as uncharacterized. Bases 338 to 3199 code for a protein of 953 amino acids. NCBI's taxonomy places the organism in Eukaryota, Metazoa, Mollusca, Bivalvia, Ostreida, Ostreidae. The transcript is spliced from 15 exons. The record is from RefSeq and is a predicted model, not a curated record.
GGGAUUGAUACGAUAAUAUAAGGAUUAUAUUAUUAAUUAGAAGCUUUUAAAUCUGUGAAUUUGAUUUAUUGAAAAGCGUUUGUUACUGGAUUAAUUCGAAUGCACCACAAUGAUAAUUACUAUAUAUAUAUAUAUUUCUUUUUAAUAUGAUGUGCUGCUUUCUAUGAUCUGUCACGUCGCGUCGCGUCUGUUUCAACUUCAGAGGCAAUGCAGACAGUCACAGUGCUUGAAUGUGACAGUAGUAAAAGACUCAAAUACAUGGCAAAACAUAUAAUAUGCAUUCUUGUUUUGUUGACAGGAUUUUGUUUUCCAAUUAAAAUAGAUAAUAAGAUUGGAAAUGAAGAAACUCUUGUCUGAAGAAUUAAAAUGUUCUCUGAAGAAAAUUACAUUGAGAACAUUGGACAAUCAACGACUUACUAAUAAGGUCUCAAAAUCUAUACCAUGUUAUAUUGAUGCACUAUUACAAAAUCCUAAAGACUGGAAAAAAUGGACAAUAUUGGGAGAUCUGUAUACUGCAAAUUCAAAAACAUCACAAGCAUCCACAUCUUUUAAGAUAGCUUCAAAACUGAAAGGGCCUGUAAGCACCUUCAUCGACGACUGGAGUUUCAUAGGCCCUUUUGUGAUAGGGAAAAUAGAAUGGGAUGGUGACCCAUUAGAAGCCUAUGGAGGAAUAAGGAAUGUUUCAAAAUACAGAUACAGAAAGGGUGAAUUGUUUUAUUCUGAACUUGUCAGAGAUACAGCUAUCGAAUGGAAAACUUUCAAGCAAGACUCUGGUGAAAAUGGUAUUCAGAUUUCCCCCUCAGUUCAAUGGAAUGAACUGAUUAAUGCACUUGGAUCAGUGGGAAUAACAGAAUGGCAGGGCUGGAUGGUAGGGGAAAUUUAUGUUAAUGAAAAGGAUCAGAAUAUACUUAUCCAGUGCUUAGGCUUACACACUGUGUACGUAGAUGAUAUUCCUGUAGCCAGUGAUGUUUAUCACAGGGAAAAGUUCUGGUUUGGUGUUCAUCUUUCAAGGGGUGUCCAUACACUGUAUGUACAUUUGAGAACAAAAGUGACUGCUACCAAGAAGUGUACAUUUCAAAUCAACACAAGUCCUCUCAGAGUAUUAGAACCCCAGUUCUUGCCUGAUUUAGUAAAUGGAUACAUGCUAAGUAAAUACAUUUCUAUUCCAAUAUCCAACUAUCAUCAUUCCAAGUGGGUAAAAGUAACCAAGAUCAGCAGUGUUCAUGUAGAUCUGGCUCUUGAGAGUGUUUUCAACAUUGCACCUGGGCAGACUGCUCACAUUCCUGUGAAGUUAUUAACAACAUCGAAAAAGAUCAGCCCUGAAGAUUGUGAACAGUUUGAUUUGUCAGUAAAAAUAAUUACAUCAGAGGGAGUCUAUGCUUUACCUCUUCAGCUGAGAUGUAGGAAAUCUGGCCAGUCAUUUCUGUUUACUUUUUUGGACCAUGAUGGAUCUAUUCAACAUGCUGCUGCUGUAGAGCCCAUCAUGAAGUGUAGCACUGAACAAUGCCCAGUAUUGCUGACACUGCAUGGGACAACUGUUCCUCCUCAAAGCCAGGCUGAUAGUUAUAAAAGAAUGGAAAAUGGUGAAUAUGUUUUCGGAGUUGACAAAGCUUGGCUGCUGGCUCCUACCAGACAUGGUGCACAUAACUGGGAAGGACCAGGUGCACUUACUGCCCUAUCUGCACUAUCAUCAUUGGUUGAACUGAUUAAGGAACACAGCUGGAUCUCACAGGGGAUUAAUCCAGACAAGAUCGUCUAUGCUGGUCACUCUAUGGGUGGACAUGGAGCCUGGCACUUGGCAACACACUAUCCUGACCGCAGUUUGGGAUUGGUCACCUUAGCAGGAUGGAUUAAAAAGGAGGAAUAUGGAGAUAGCAAUCUUUUCUUUAGACACGAUAUCUCAGCAAGUCAUGUGGAUCCAUCAACAAAAUUCAUAUUAGAGGCUUGUAUAGCAGAAAAUGAUGCAGACAGACACAUAACCAACGUAAAAGAUGUUCCUAUUUUGGCCAGAAUCGGUGCUGAUGACAGAACGGUUCAUCCAUUUUUUAUGCGCAGAAUGCAUCGUCUAAUGGAAGAAAUAAAGGCCAAUAUAACUUACAUGGAAAUCGAUGGCAAAGAGCAUUGGUGGUGGGAUACAAAAAAGACAAAUGAUGGAGGUGUUGUUAAUGACCAGCAGAUCCGAGACUUCACUAAUGCUAGAUUUACUGAAGGGCUGUCCCAGUGUCAUGUCAUGGAUGGAGAAAAAGACUGCAGUGGACAGAAAGUGAACAUGUAUUCCAAAGAGACUGUUAGAAACUUCACCCUCGUCACCUACAACCCUGCCCUAGGGGAUGGACUUAAUGGAGUUCAAAUAUUGCAACAGAUUGUUCCAAUGAGAACUAGUAAAAUUAUGGGAAGUAUUUCAAAGGAUGACAUCAAUUUGCAAACUGUGAAUGUUGCCAAGUUUAGCAUCCAAGAACCACCAAACCGGAAAACAAACUUUAAAGGAAAGGUGUUAAAAGUUGACAGUACUACAAUGGAUAUGUCAAAUACGAAAGAUCCCAAAGUUUACAUGUGCUUAAACCAAGGAAACUGGAAAAUUUGUGAUGAAAAGUCUCCUUGGGGAAGAAACAGCUCAACAUAUGGUCCUGCCAGGAGAAUUGCCGAGCAUAAGUUUAUCAUUGUCAUUGGAACACUGGGAACGGCUGAGAACUUAGUUAGACUUCAGACAGCUGCAGUGUAUAUUUCAAAUUUGUUCCUACUGACCUCCGACUCAACAGUUCAGAUUAUCAAGGACAGUGAGGUAGACCCUAAAGCUGUGGAAGACCUGAACUUGAUAAUUCUAGGAUCUGACAAAGAAAACAUACUCACAGCGACUUUUCUUGAGGAAAUUCCAAUAAAAGUAAAAGAGCAGACCUUUAGCCUUAAACAAUGUCAGUUUCAUGACAACAGAAUGGGUCUGAUGACAUUGGCACCACAUGGAAGAGGAAGACUGGCUAUGUUGUUACUCGGGAAUUCUGUGGCGGGUUUUAUGGAUGUAAUAUCCUUAGCUACACCGACUAUUCCUCCAAUGACACGGUCACCGUUUUCCAACUUGCUGCCAGAUUAUGUCAUCACAGGGCAAGAAUUUAAACUGAAAGGACCAGGGGGAUUUCUCUGUGCUGGUUUUUAUGGGAACAGUUGGGAAUACAGAAGUGAAAUAUCAUCCUGUGUAUGCUGAAAAUCACUAGGGAUAAAAAAUUCUAGACUUUCGUGAAUUACAAUGAACAUCAUUCCUUGCCUGAUUUAAACUUUUUUUCCAAAGCUGCUUCAUUCCAAGUCCCUGAACAUGUUGGUCUAACGGUGCAGAUGAUUAUUUUUUUUUUGGUACUAUUGGAGUGACUAGAAUCAGAGAUGGCUGUCAUUGCUUUUGAUUGGGAGUUAUUUUGGACUUGUAUUUGGAACAGUUUCAUGCUACACUUGUAGUGUUCCAGAAGAACAAUGGGUUGUUUUUUUUAAGGGUCUGGGGCAUUAAAAUGCAGGACUUAUUUCUGUUACCAGUAUAGUCAGACUCCUGUAGAGUUACAAACGUAACAAAUCUGGUCACUGUUUUCAGCAUUUUUUGGCAUUUUGCACAUGUGCAGGGGUGCAGGGACUUAAAAAAUAAGUGAAAACAACAUAAAAGUAGGAAUUUUCAAGAACAGUUACUGCAAAGUAUUGGAUUUACCAUAGAAGUAUUUUUUCUGUGUGAUACAAAACGUUAAAUCUGCAAUCACAGGAAAUCCAUGGAAUUUUGUACCAACAUUUUUUAUUCGUUUCAUUGAAAAAAAAAUUAUACUACAUGUAGCAUGUUGGCAAUUAAUCAGGCAUAGUGAAUACUAUUGUCAUAUUAAUGACGAGUCAAAACAUACCAUCAACCAUUUGUGACAUGUAUGUCUAAAAUACCUGGAAAAUCACUUGAAUUCUCUUAAAAAUUUAUUACAGCCCUGUUAUAUGGUAGAUGCCUUGUAGUAAUCACUCUGUCUGUCUGUACAUCCAUCAGCACUUUAUGUCACACAAAACCUUCACUUUAAAAGAUUUUCAAAAAUUUUAUACGUAAUAUUUGAAUUAAGUGACCCAUGUUGCCCACAUUUUCCAUUUGCCCAAGAUGCCCCAUAUACUUCACUUGCCCCAUGUUGCCCCACAUGCAUAAUGUAUCUCACACACCCAACUGCCCCAUAUUACCUAACAUGACCACAACAUUUAAUUUUGCCAACAUUAUUCACUUGUUCUGCAUUACCCAUACAGCCCACAGUAACAACAAUGCUCCAAUUGCCCACAUGUUGCCCAUAUUCCCACUUCACUUUCAAUGCUCACAUCACCCAAAUCACCUACAUUGCCCAUAUUCCCAUCACUCACAUACUCUACAUUACCCAUAUUGCCAUCACUCGCGUACUCUACAUUACCCAUAUUGCCAUCACUCACUUACUCUAUAUUACCCAUAUUGCCAUCACUCACGUACUCUAUAUUACCCAUAUUGCCAUCACUCACGUACUCUAUAUUACCCAUAUUGCCAUCACUCACUUACUCUAUAUUACCCAUAUUGCCAUCACUCACAUACUCUAUAUUACCCAUAUUGCCAUCACUCACGUACUCUACAUUACCCAUAUUGCCAUCACUCACGUACUCUACAUUACCCAUAUUCCCAUCACUCACGUACUCUACAUUACCCAUAUUGCCAUCACUCGCGUGCUCUACAUUGCCCAGAACACUCAUACAUUACCAAAAUUGUCAAUAUAUUCGACAUUAAGCACAUUGCCCCAUACUCCCCACUUGCCUAGGAUGCCCCACAUACAACUCUUUUUCCCAGUGUCCCCACAUACCUAACAUCUCUUGCACACAACUGCGCUAUCACCCAUCACUCCCAACAUUUCCCUCCAUAUGGCCUUCAUUGCCCACAUCGUUCAAAUUACCUAUAUCACCCAUGAUAUUCACAUCACCCACUUCACCCAUGAAAUCACCAGCUGACAUCUCCUACAUCACACAGCAUCUCUUAUAUCGCUCACACCCUGAACAUCACCUAUAUUGCAACAGUUUAUCGCCCACAUAGACUACAUCAUCCAAUUCACUCGCAUUGUCCACAUCACUACGCAUUUCCCAUCUCGUCCACAUACAUUUGUAUCGACUACAUCCUUCCUCGCCCACACUGCUUCUGAAAACAGAUUGACAUUCUUACGAAAUUUUCUUCUUGUCAAAAAAAUUGAUGGGCUGCAUAGAAUAUCCCCAUAGGAAAUAUUUUAACCCCUGUCCAUCUUUCCCUCAAAGAGCGCCCCAGUAUAGAAUUUCCACUCAAGUGAUGACAUGCUCUUCCCCACUUGCUUGAUAAAUACAGAAACGAAUAAAUUACUUCUACAUGUAUUUAUGUACAUCACAUUGUAUCUAUGUUAUUUUUCAGAAGAUAUGGAGCUGAUACGGUUACUCCAUUGUUACAAAUACAUUUUAUUUAUUACAUAUUUAACAGUGAAAUGCUGUAAUUUUUCCAUUGAAUAAAGAUUGGUAUUUUCACAGUUAUUGUGAAAAUAAUUACGAAAGUGCGAUCUUAUAUCUUCAUGUGAAGAUAACCAGAAAAUUCAUUCCCAUAUACAUGUACUUGAUCACAUUCAUUUUUUUUAAAUGCAAGUAUAUAAUUAGAUUUUUCAUGUUUCUAAAAUAAAAUUAAAGUUGU